UUAUUUUUAUGUGUAGGAAAGAGAGUUACAUAUAGAAGGUGUAGAGAGAAAGAGAAAGGGAGAAUCAAAAUGGAUAAGAGGUGGUGUAUCUUGUUGGUUUUGGCUAUGGUCGUGGUUACAAGUGCAAGGAAUGUGCCGAGGGAAAGCAUUGGUUUGAACAAACAAAAUUGCACAUUUGCCAGUCAUCAUGUUAAUCAGAGUCAUCCUCCUAGUCAUAGUACUGGAGGCGGAAGCGGAAACGGUGCAGGUGCGGGUGCAGGUGCAGGUUCUGGUGCAGAAGCUGGUGCAGGUGCUGGUGCAGAUGGUUCGGGUUCAGGUGCUGGUGCAGGUGCUGGUGCUGGGGCUGGUGCUGGUGCAGGUGCUGGUGCUGGUGCUGGGGCUGGUGCUGGUGCAGGAGGCCAUUAUGCUUCUAAUUCUGAUGGUGACGGUGGUGAUGAUGAUGCUAAUUCUGGUGGUGGCUGUGUUCCUGUUCUUGGCGGUGGUACAAGUGAGUGUAAGCUUCCUGUUGUUGGCGGUGGUGCAGAUGGCGAUAGUGAUGAUAAUCUUGAUCCUGGUGUUGAUGUUGGUGGUGAAGCAGGAAUAUUUAGGGUUGUUAUUGGUGGAGGUGAGAAUGGAGUUUCAGGUGGUGGAGUCGGUUUUAGUAUUGGUGGUCUUCCUCAACCUUGACAGUGCUAUCUGUCUCUGUCUGUAUGGCAUUUCCACUUCCUACCAUAAUAUAAUAAUAAGUGCAGAAAAGGAUCCAUUGUUUUGUAAUGUAUCUAUAUAUAUUAUGUGUUGUUCCUUCUUACUCAAGGGAUAUCACACGGUAUUUCAUAUUCAUUUGUUGAGCACUAUCAACCAUUAAUCAACUUUAUUUAU
Messenger RNA from Cicer arietinum (chickpea), 858 nucleotides. The record is from RefSeq and is a predicted model, not a curated record. NCBI's taxonomy places the organism in Eukaryota, Viridiplantae, Streptophyta, Magnoliopsida, Fabales, Fabaceae.